Messenger RNA from Gavia stellata (red-throated loon), 993 nucleotides. It is a transcript of the gene PHYHIP, whose product is annotated as phytanoyl-CoA 2-hydroxylase interacting protein. Gene Ontology annotation, molecular function: protein binding. The transcript has 4 exons. Gene Ontology annotation, cellular component: cytoplasm. NCBI's taxonomy places the organism in Eukaryota, Metazoa, Chordata, Aves, Gaviiformes, Gaviidae. Bases 1 to 993 code for a protein of 330 amino acids. The record is from RefSeq and is a predicted model, not a curated record.
AUGGAGCUGCUUUCCACCCCCAAAAAUAUCGAGAUCAACAACAUCACCUGCGAUUCUUUCCGCAUCUGUUGGGCCAUGGAGAAGGGGGACCUGGAGAGGGUCACCCACUACUUCAUCGACCUCAACAAGAAGGAGAACAAGAACUCCAACAAGUUCAAGCAUCGGGACGUCCCCACCAAGUUGGUGGCCAAGGCGGUGCCGCUGCCCAUGACGGUGCGGGGACACUGGUUCCUGAGCCCCCGCACCGAGUACAGCGUGGCGGUGCAGACGGCCGUGAAGCAAAGCGACGGCGAGUACCUGGUGUCCGGCUGGAGCGAGACGGUGGAGUUUUGCACCGGGGACUACGCCAAGGAGCACCUGGCCCAGCUGCAGGAGAAAGCCGAGCUGAUCGCCGGCCGCAUGCUGCGCUUCUCCGUCUUCUACCGCAACCAGCACAAGGAGUAUUUCCAGCACGUCAGAAUGCACUGCGGGAACGUGAUGAAACCGUCGCUGAAGGACAACAGCGGCAGCCACGGCUCGCCCACCAGCGGCAUGCUGCACGGCAUCUUCUUCAGCUGCAACACCGAGUUCAACACCGGGCAGCCCCCCCAGGACUCGCCCUACGGUCGUUACCGUUUCCAGAUCCCGGCUCAGCGUCUCUUCAACCCCAACACCAACCUCUACUUCGCGGACUUCUACUGCAUGUACACCGCCUACCACUACGUCGUCCUGGUCCUGGCACCCAAGGGUUCCUCGGGGGACCUCUUCUGCCGGGAGCGUCUACCCCAACUGGACAUUUCCUCCAACAAGUUCCUGACGUGCUGCGUGGAGGAGGGCGAGCUGGUGUACCGCCAUGCCCAGGACAGCAUCCUGGAGGUCAUAUACACCGAGCCGGUGGACCUCAGCCUCGGCGUGCUGGGGGAGAUCAGCGGGCACCAGCUGAUGAGCCUCUCCACCGCCAACGCCAAAAAGGACCCCAGCUGCAAGACGUGCAACAUCAGCGUGGGGCGUUAA